UUUUCCUUUUUUAUUACCUAUAUGAAUACCCCUUUCAACUCUCUUCUCUCUCUCCAUCUAAUCUCAUUGUUCCUUUGAGUCUCAAAAUUUUCUUUGCUCCAUUUUUCUUCCUCUUUCUCCUCUCUGAGGAGUCUCUGAGCCAGCAUAGCUCAGGUGUUCUUUGUUAUAAGAUCUUUGUGAAAAUUUGUGAAAAGAUGAAUCACUGUGGUUACCAGCAGAAGAACGCCAUGAGAAGCUGUGAAGAGAUGAGGAUGGAAUCUGUGGUUUGCCCUAAACCUCGCAGAUUUGGUCAUAUGAACAACAACCAUAUCAGACCCUUUAAGCCACAAUUUAUCAGCUACCAAUCAGAGAUUGAAGAUUCAAAAGCUAGGGAAGAUCUACUAGAUAUCAUUCUCCCCAAGUGUGACAGAUUUGGGGACCUAAUGGCAUCAUCACCACCACCAUAUUUUUGUGGAUCUCCACCUAGUAGGGCUUCAAAUCCUGUGAUUCAAGAUGAGCAAUUUGGUAAAAGCAAUGGUCAUGGAAAUUUUAGUCCAUUUUCCAUGGCAGCACCCUCUUCACCGUCUUCCUCGGCUCGAGGCUGUGCUCCAAAGAAAUUUGGUCACACACAAGCUGCAGUUAGGAUUGAAGGUUUUGAUUGUCUAAAUAGUAGGGAUAGGCGCAACUGCAGCAUUUCAGCUGUUGCAUAAUUCAUUUCCAACACAGAAAAAAGCAAAAUAGUUCUAAAAGAGCAAGUUAAGGUUUUUGGUGUCAAAAGGAAGCUAAUCUUAAUUCAAUGUAAGAUAUAUGUAUAUAAAAUGGUCUUUGGAUAAAUUGUUCAUGAGUUUAAGGUGUCAUGUAAAAUUGAGAUGGUGAGAAUUUUAUUUUAUUUUUUGCUUUUUUAUUUUGAUGAAUAAUAAGAAGACAUGUUUAUUAUUAGAGGGAGGAAAAGGGUAAGGUAAAGUCUUGUUCUUUCUCUCGUUAGGUUCUUGAAGAGAGUUUGAAACUCAACACAUCCUUCUUUUGUAAUUGUAAUUUGGAGGAAAGUGAGGGUUAAUGUUUGAAAAUCUUGUAAAAUAUAUAUUUUUGUGGGUGCCCUUCUUUGUAGGUGUCACCUAUUUGAUGAUAUCAAAGAGAUCUUGUUUAUACAUA
Trifolium pratense (red clover) is the source of this 1131-nucleotide messenger RNA. RefSeq lists its product as uncharacterized. The record is from RefSeq and is a predicted model, not a curated record. The transcript is spliced from 4 exons. The coding region runs from base 195 to 689 and encodes 164 amino acids. Lineage: Eukaryota; Viridiplantae; Streptophyta; Magnoliopsida; Fabales; Fabaceae.